AUUGCACAAACCACCACUUAUUGGGGCUAGCGUUGCGCAAAACACCUACUAUACGGGUUUGUUGUGGAAAACACCAUAUUUUGGUGUAAUACAUUGCAGAUAGGUCUAAUCUGGUGUUUGAACACAUUAACAUAAUUACAGACAAAUGGGUCCCGCUUGUAAGUGCACGCGUGGCAAUAAAAACCGGCCACAUCAGCAACAUAUUAGACCAAGAAGUGAAAAGACCAGAGUAAUAAUAAUAAAAACAGUUAAACAAGUGGGCUGGAAGGCGACUAAAAAUAGGUGGGCUGAAAGCCCAUGUGGAUCAAACAAGACAUGGCCAUCUCGUACAGAGCGGCUCGAGCAGAGGAGCAAGCUUGCACAGACCUUCCGCACAGGGCACAGGAACAGCAGGCGGCGGCGGCGGCGACCAUCCCGUCGCUGGUGAUGGAGUGGAGCCAGCCGUUCCCCAACGCCGGGAAUGCAAAUGGCAGUAGCAAGGAGAGCAACACCGAUCCUCCAUCCAGCGUGGAGUGGCCUUCCGACUGGUACAUCGAGGAACCAAGGGCAAUCCAUCAAGAUUGGCCCAUUAACACAGAGAUUGACUUGAAUUUGGAUUACUCUGUGCAAAACCAGCUCAACAUGGAUUGCCACGUCCAGCAAAGAGAAGAAAUGGAUGAGAUGCAUGCAUUUGAAUCUCCACAAAUGAAUGCCAGUUUUUCCGAAGACCUUGUAUAUGAGUCACAUUCCAGCGAACAAUCAAGUUCUGAUGUUGAGGAUGUACUGCAGGCUCACCUAGAAGGGGACACGGAUGUUGAAGAAUUGUUCCCGGUACCUGAUGAGGAAGAGUUGGUUGAGGAUCCUAGGGUGGACAAGGCAGCUAUGAUAAGGGAAGCAAGAAGCAAAAAUGCGAAAGCCAAAGCAAUCAAGAUCAGGCAGGUUAAGCAAAGAGCAGCCGCAGGCACGAUUGAGGAUGCAUUUGUGCUUAGUGAUAGUUGUAGUGACGACAAUAGAGAGAUAAUAGAUUUAGACGACGAUGAUGGUGCUGUGUUGGGGAACGGCUGGCUCCACUCCAUCACCAGCGACGGGAUGGUCGCCGCCGCCGCCGCCUGCUGUUCCUGUGCCCUGUGCGGAAGGUCUGUGCAAGCUUGCUCCUCUGCUCGAGCCGCUCUGUACGAGAUGGCCAUGUCUUGUUUGAUCCACAUGGGCUUUCAGCCCACCUAUUUUUAGUCGCCUUCCAGCCCACUUGUUUAACUGUUUUUAUUAUUAUUACUCUGGUCUUUUCACUUCUUGGUCUAAUAUGUUGCUGAUGUGGCCGGUUUUUAUUGCCACGCGUGCACUUACAAGCGGGGCCCAUUUGUCUGUAAUUAUGUUAAUGUGUUCAAACACCAGAUUAGACCUAUUUGCAAUG
Triticum aestivum (bread wheat) is the source of this 1390-nucleotide messenger RNA. RefSeq lists its product as uncharacterized. Lineage: Eukaryota; Viridiplantae; Streptophyta; Magnoliopsida; Poales; Poaceae. The coding region runs from base 298 to 1209 and encodes 303 amino acids. The transcript has 2 exons. The record is from RefSeq and is a predicted model, not a curated record.